AAGUCAAUCGAACAUAACGCGUUCGCAACACAGCCAAAACAUUUUAGAAAUGCAAAAACAUAAAAGAAGAUCUAAUGGCCUAUCCUGUUAACAUGUGCAUAGUAACACUUUUUAUAGGAUUGAAAAUUCAAGUGUUUCUAAUUAUAACACUUUGUCUACUUGUACCAGAUAUAUAUAGUCGAUGUGGAUGUCACAGAGUGCCUGGACAAGGAUUUCUAGCUCAUACCAAGCAAGGUGCCGGAAGUCAUAACUUCGAGCCUCUGCCACAGGCCAUUCAAGCUGGAAGUGAUGGAUCCAGUGGAAAGUAUAGCGUUCCAAAUUUUAGAGUGUUAUUAUUUCAGCCAACAUUUUUGGAUUUUCAGGAACAACCAGUUGGUAUGCCACAUGUCCAAUCCAUAGUUUUGUUAAAUCCAAGUGAUCAGAACGACAUAGAAAUACUAGCUGUAAAUGCUUUGCCUCCAUUUCAUGCAUCAAGAUUUUCAAAAAAAAUGUUGUCACCACUUACCAACAUGACGAUAGACUUAGUGUUUUUAGCCACCAUGAUUGGAAAUGUGGAACAUACUGUUUAUAUUCAUACUUCAAGGGGAAAUUUUCCAUAUCAGGUUUUUGGUGUUGGAAUGGCCAAUCCUUACAGAUUACGAGCAUUCGUCUCUGCCAGAAUACCAUUAAAUGGCACUUUUUCUCCCUAUAUAAACAUGUAUAAUCCAUAUAGUGAAGCUAUUCAGAUUACAGAGAUGUAUUCCAGUGGCAGUGACUUGCAUCUAGAUCUGCUUGGAAACAAUAAUGAUAGUAUUGGUAAACUAUGGGAGAUUCCACCUUACGAAACAAAAGCUGUGAUGAAGGCUACAUACUUCUCCAAGGAGGAAGGACUGGCUAUUCGAUUCAUUAGAAUUGUGAUUGGCCCGCCUGCUCCACCCACAGAUGUUUUAAUUUUGCCGUUUGAAAUGCUAGUGUCUACAAAAAAAGGUUUAUAUACCAAUGUUGAUAUGCUUGAUUUUGGAACGUUGCGAACCAUGGAUGAGCCAAAAUCAUUAAAUUUGAAUGCAUUAAACAAUGGAAACAAAUCCCUACAGUUAUUGUCAAUACAAGUGGUUCCACCUAAUAAAGCUGUCAGCGUGCAGUUCACGCCGUUUAGCUUGAAAACAUCAAAGAAGUAUUCAAAAAUAGCGACAAUAACUUAUACAGCACUGCAAGCUUCUCAUAAAAGACAGAACAGUGGCAAAAUAAUUGUUUACACUUCUGAUGAUAAAAAGAGAUUAGAAGUUCCUUAUCAAGCAAACGUGCUUCAAGGGACUCUUGCAUAUUCUGUGGGAAAGACUUCAUUUUUUGCUGGCGACUCUCCAAUGACACAAGUUUUAACCAUAACAAACACAUUCAAUACAACUUUAGUGAUUUAUAAUGCAACUUUGCCAGUGGAAGCACAACAUAUAUUUUCUAUUCUUAAUUUUUCCAAAGCCAUCAUGGUUCCACCAGGCAAGUUGAUAUCACCGUUAUCGUUAACUUUUCAAGCCAAUGAAUCUGAGUUAUCUUUUUCUACUGUUCUACGGCUAUACACCAAUGCUUCAAUUUUCACAAUUCCAGUUCACUGCUAUAAUGGAAAGCUUAAGUAUAUUGUGGAUAGUUUAAAUGAUGAUGUCUUGGAUUAUGGAACAGUUGGAACUCAGGAAAAUAGAAGCCUCACAUUCAGAAUUAUUAAUAACAAUCCUGUAGAGGUUUCGAUAAAAGAAUAUGGAACACAAUUUGAGUUUGCCCGAUUACGUCUACUUCAUGUAAAAAAUUUAAAGAAAACUAAGCACUCGAAACGAAGCAAAUGGGUUAAUGAGAAAAGUAAUAACACAACAGCAUCAAAAGGUUCAACUAGCAAGAAAAAAACUGGAAAAGAGGGCGAUGAGCUGAUACUUAAGCCCAGUGAUGUGGUUACCUUCACGGUUGACAUUGAAGCACCUCAGAAAGAAGGGACUUACCAUGGAGAAAUUAUUAUGAAAACAAUAUUUGAAGCAAUACGGAUACCAAUAUAUUUGAAAGCCGUGGAAGGAAGCCUUGUAUCAAAACCUAGGAGAAUAAAAAUUGAAAAAGCUUUUCCUGGACGAACUGAAAAUUAUGCAUUAACGAUUGAAUCUACAUUUCCAUACCCGAUAACGUUGCAGAACCUCAGUGUGUAUCCGGAGGAUCCUAGAUUUCACUUUAUACGCCCAGACUAUUUGCCAGAGUUACCAUCGAAAGAAAAAGUUCAUAUUGGUUGGGUUAAGUUUGAUCCAUUUUUUGGGGAAGAAUCCCAAUGUUACCUCUGUGUAUGUGAAAUAGAUCCAGCUUGUGAUCAUUGGCAUCAAAGUUUAUCUCUUCCUGCUGAUACAUGGGAGCACGAUUUUAAUCUGCUUGAUAAACUGCGAAGAAAAUGGGAUAUCGUCAACAGCAAACAAGAAUCUAGUUUCAACGCAUCGAUCAUCAUUGACUCAUCUGUGAUUAAAAGUUACACUAUACCCGUCCAAGCAUCACUAGCUUGGCCAAGUUUAGUUGAGCAAUCGAUCAGGUUCCCGCCAACUCAUGUCGGGAAUUUUUCUUUCGAGAACAUGGUGAUAACAAAUCCUUCAGAUCAUCCUUUAGUAGUACAGAUUGUUCCUCUACUGAGUUACCCUCAACCGGAUGGUGGACUGGAUCUGUUGUCUGAUAGAUUGAUAAUGGAUUCUUUUUCGUUGGAUUUAAAUGGUCAUUCGCAGUUCACACUUCCUGAUAUCAAGGACGGUUGGCAAGACCAUCAACAAGUGUCCUCAGCUUUAAACGUGUAUCCAUCAGUAAAUAGUUUGUCUAUGAUACUUCAACCAAGAGAAAAGAAAUCUGUGCAAGUUGGUUUUCUUCCCAAUGACGAGUCACCUAAAACAUCCAUUAUGGUCGUCAGGAAUAACCUUACUGUUCUCGAUCUGGUUGUGGUGCAUGGUCAAGGUGCUCGCACACAUUUCAACAUGGAUGGCAAUGCGCCAGGCAGCAAAUCAUCUGUUCUGUUUUUUGAGAUAAAAGCAAUUCACUUAAAAGAUUGCAACAAAUCCACUCCAAAAGCUCGCGUCUAUCCAUCUUUUACUGUGAAAAGAUCUUUCACAGCGACCAAUGUUGGUCAACUACCAGUCCAUGUCGUUUCGAUGAGUAUCAACAAUUACGAGUGCGAAGGCUUUGGAUUUCGCAUUUUAAACUGCGAAUCGUUUAUCCUUAUGCCAAACGACACUAGGAAGAUAGAUGUGACGUUUAUUCCAGAUUUCACAACUUCAAGAGUUACCCGAACUUUGCGACUAUUGACAACGAUGGAGCAAUCGCUUGAUUUCAUCUUGUUAGCCACGCUUCCACACCACUUGUUGCCACUAUGCGCAAACGCAUUGCCUCGUCCUUUUUGGGAGCCGUACAUGCAUGUGGCAGCUGCUGUUGUCAUGUCAACGGUGUUUAUCUUCAUAAUCUUCUUCGCUUAUUUCGACGCACAAAAGUACGUGGUGAAGUGCACGUUUACCGCUGGCUCGGUAACCUCCUCUCCCUACUUCGGUGGCUAUAAAUCUGAUGGUCAUCUAUUGGAUCUGAAGAAUUUUGGAUUUAAGAUUGUCGCUGAUAAAAACGAUAAAUUUAGUGAUCCCAAAGAUCAUCAGAGGCUUGCGAAAUCACACAGUUCUCCUCCAGUGCGCACACAAAUAAUUCAUUCGGCUAAUAAACCUAACGAAUCUAAUUAUAGUUCAUCAGGCUUACGAGACCGAGGAAGAAGUUCCUCUGACUCGAGCUCUGCUUCAUCUCGAAAAAAUUCAAACACGGUUCAGCCUUCACACCAUUCGUUUAUACCUGAAGAAAAACCGGAACCGAGGUCUACUGUUAAAGAACACGAAACACAGACUAAGCGCUCCAAGAGGAAACCACACGAUGCCAGUCGAAAACCGCAGCGCGUUACAACUUACGAGGAACCACAGGAGCCUGUUAUUGAACCGGUAACUGAGGUUCUUUGCGACCCUUACGAUCGAUCACAAAUGGAAAAAUUGCGACAAGAGCGAAUACAAAAACAGAAAAGCAAGUUUGAAUAUAACGACGACUCCGAGAAACAAAAGAGCCGAAAGAAAUCGAAAACAAGUCAAAAAAGCAAAGAACAACAUCGAGUGUUACAAAAAGAAAACAGCUGUGGCAGUAGCAAUGCUGAAGACGAUGAACGCGUUGAUGAGAAACCUGGCUUUACAACUGUUAAACUGAAGGGCAAGAAAAAGAGCGAGUCGCCUUCCAUGUAUCCUUCUUACAAUGGCCAUUUAGAUAAACUAGAUGACUUUUCGUUGACGGAACCACUAAUUCAAAGCAAAGACAUGCGCCCCAAGUCGAAACCGGAAUACAAAACGAAAGCUCCACCUCGCAAGAAAAUUGCUACCUACCAUGAAAAAGAAAGACUAAUGAUGGACACGCCCACAUCGCCUCACGCCAUUGCAGCAGCGAUCUUCGAUGCUGCUUUGAUGAAGAACAAAAAGAAGGGUAAGAAUAGCAAAAAGUCUUCAGCAAGUGGUCCUGCAUCUCCAUCUGCACUGAGUAAUAGCAGUCGUAGUAGUAGUCACAGUAGUAUUGCUAGUGAGCCGAACAAGUAUGGUGAACGAGCAAGAUCUGCUACCCCGUCCGGUCUUUUACACGAUAUCAGCCCCUCAACGAGCAACAGAGGUUCACCACAACACCGUUCAUACGAGGAACCCUCUGACGCAAAGAAAACGAAAAAAGAUAACAAUAUUGGUUGGUCUUUUUUCAAAAAAUUCGGACUAGGACUGGGAAGAGACGAAAAAGACGAAGAACCUACAACGAGUUCUGCCAGCUCGAUGUUUUAUUACGAUAAUCUUACUAGCCUUCGUGCCAGCCGACAAAACUCCGACAAUGAAAAACGACAGCGAUACGCUCCAGGAUUCAAUGGUAAAGAAAGUUCCGUAGUCAGUAGUACAUUGUCGCCGGAUAGUGCCGAGUUUGUACCGAAAAAUCUUCGUAUGAACAAAGCUGUUGGUUCUAACUUGAAGAAAGAUAACUCCUGGGCGACGGUUGAUGACUCUGCAUUGGAACACUUGCGACCUCCCCCCGGCUUAACCCGACAAAAAACUCGUGAUAUUUGGGAUUUCGAUGAUAUCGUCAAGCCUAGUAAUGAGACCACUGCCGAUGACGGAUGGCAAAAGUCUUCGCUCUUUGAUUUCAAAAAUGGAGGAAGCUAUAGCAGCCUAUUAGGGGGUUCGCGUGGCUCGAAAAACUUGUUUGGAGGAUUUGAUUUGCUGGGAAGUCGAGGAAGUCGCGAAGAUUUGUGGAAGUCCAGUGAUAACGAAUUCUCAAACAUUGACAAGGAUCUUUGGGGCAACGGAACAUCUAUUCGGUCUUCCAUUUGGGAUGCACCCGAUUCUCUUAUCACAACAACGUCAUCUGCUGGCAACACUCCUCGUAGCCGUCUUGGACUAGGAUUGGAUUUGAAACCUGUUAGUGAAGUUGGUUUGAGUGAUGCUGAAAGUCCACUUGAUCCAUUCAGUAUAUGGGCGUCAAGUUCUCCGUACGAAGGUUGGAACCAAGAUAUCAAGGAAGACUAAAGUUAAAACUUAUUCUUGUCGAAUUUCUUUUUGUGUGAUAUGUUCGAAAGGAUUGUUAGCUUGCUUCAGGCUGUUUUUAGUCUUGGUGCCUCCAUUUUAUGAGCGCCAUUAGUGAUAGCAACGAUUAUUCUCGUUAACAGCGACAACUCUCGUUAACAACGACAACUCUCGUUAACAACGACAACUCUCGUUAACAGCGACAACUCUCGUUAACAACGACAUCUCGCGUUUGCUACAGUUUAUAACUCAAAUUGUUUUGAUGAAAAGUUUUCGCAUAAACCCGUGGCAUCUUGUGUUUCAAUGAAUACCAAAAUUUUAUCGGUUUAUUUUUUUGUAGUUUUUAUUUGUGUUAAUAGUUUUGAAAAAAGUUUGUACGGAUAUGUAGUGUUCGUAGUUUUUAUUUGUUCAAAAACAAUUUUUUUCUUUAUACGAAACGGUAUCAAAAACUUUCAUAUUUUUCAUUGUUUUUGUAUUUUUUUCCUGUUGUCUUGGAAGUUGUCAUCUAUAUAUGUUAGCAACUUUUCUCCCAGUCUUUUUUAACUUUUAUUCUGUCUAUAUUUUAGUUAAGAGGACUGGGAAAAGAUUGCAUUUAGAAGAAAAUGUUUUUUAUGACGUCAUAUUUAUUGAAUGUUGCACGCUUUUAAAUACGAAUGAAACGAGAAAAUAAAAAGUUUUUAAACUAA
Molecule: messenger RNA, 6241 nt
Organism: Hydractinia symbiolongicarpus
Lineage: Eukaryota; Metazoa; Cnidaria; Hydrozoa; Anthoathecata; Hydractiniidae
Product: transmembrane protein 131-like
Exons: 32
Coding region: 75-5558 (1827 amino acids)
Cellular component (GO): membrane
Source: RefSeq, a predicted model, not a curated record